AUACCUAUAUGAAUAGAUACGCAGGUAUGUCUGUAGCAGUUGGACGAAUGUAGCCGAAAGGAGAGGACAUAAUGUUACGAUUCUAUAUUUUAUGCGUUUGUAUUGGAGUCGGACUUGGCUUCCAGUGCUAUACCUGUUCCUACGAUCAUAAUACCCCUGGGCCAAUUGACUGUUUGACCAGCCCGGAAGACCUUCCCGACAAUCUGCACAUAAAAUGCGGAAACUUUUGCGUAACGCAAGAGGUCUUCAGUAUACAGGACAAGAUCAUUUUAUCAUUUUUUCGAACGUGCAGCGUUGAUUGGGGCAAUGUCUGUACGGAGGAUGCGUGGUUCGUGACGUGCAAAACAACGUGCAUUGGCGACUUCUGCAAUGAGGGACUAACAAUGGACCCUGACACACACGAGAGGCCUGAUGUCAAGGACAACUACGGAAACUGGUACGAAAACAGUGCGACGCAGCUUCACAACGUCAUGGAGACGAUGUUAGCAAUACUUUUAAUCAUUGCAUGUGUGACAUAAUAUCAGAAUACAACCAAAGGGUCGGUGGACGGUGAACUAGAUUUUGUAUUAAUAAUGUACAUAAGGGACAAGCCAUUUCAUAUUCAGGCGAGAGGCUAUGAUAAUUUGCUUCAGUUAGCGCUUCAAGGCAUACCAUUCUAUUCUCCGACACGAAGAUCCAAAAUAUCUUUUUCAGCAUUUUUUUUCAAAUAGAUUUCUUUUAAAAAAACAAAACAACCAGACCUCCAAUUGAAUAUGAAAUGGUCGCCCCCUAAAUAGUAGAGAAAACAAGGUUGCACAAGAAACACACAAAAGAAACAAACUCUGAUGAAUGUUGUUAAGUACUAUAGAAAAUAAAAUAUUUUGAUUUCG
Messenger RNA from Haliotis rufescens (red abalone), 869 nucleotides. RefSeq lists its product as uncharacterized. The coding region runs from base 72 to 518 and encodes 148 amino acids. The record is from RefSeq and is a predicted model, not a curated record. Lineage: Eukaryota; Metazoa; Mollusca; Gastropoda; Lepetellida; Haliotidae. The transcript has 3 exons.